Molecule: messenger RNA, 1485 nt
Organism: Trichoderma breve
Lineage: Eukaryota; Fungi; Ascomycota; Sordariomycetes; Hypocreales; Hypocreaceae
Product: major facilitator superfamily domain-containing protein
Exons: 3
Coding region: 1-1485 (494 amino acids)
Biological process (GO): transmembrane transport
Molecular function (GO): transmembrane transporter activity
Source: RefSeq, a predicted model, not a curated record
AUGUCAUCAAAACCUGAUAAUGAACAAGAUGUUGAAAAUGCUUCGCCCACGAUAACGCCCCCAGCGACUCCAGAGGCAACCGAGCCUUACAGCAUAUUUGACAGUCGACAAAGGGCCUUCAUCGUGAUAAUAGUCUCCACAGCAGCAACAUUCUCUGGAUUUGCAUCCAACAUCUACUUCCCGGCCCUCCCUACUAUCGCGAAGGACCUCAAUGUCUCUGUCGAGCUCGUCAAUCUUACAGUCACUUCAUACCUCAUCUUUCAGGGAAUUGCUCCUAGCUUGUGGGGUCCCGUUUCUGAUGUCAAGGGACGUCGAGUUGCAUACUGCUGUACCUUUCUCGUCUUCGUCGGUGCAUGUAUCGGCCUUGCUGAGACCAAGAACUAUGCCACUUUGAUUGUUCUCCGAUGUCUCCAGAGCACGGGAAGUGCGAGCACAAUCGCCAUUGGCUCUGGUGUCAUUGGAGAUAUCACCACUCGAGCGAACCGCGGAAGUCUCAUGGGCAUCUUCCAAGCCGGUCUGCUCGUUCCCGUUGCUAUUGGUCCUGUGAUUGGAGGUGCUAUUGCCGGAUCGUUAGGAUGGAAGGCCAUAUUUUGGUUUUUGACAGCAUAUGGCGGCGGUUUCUUGUUGUUCCUCAUUGUCUUUCUGCCGGAAACUCUUCGAUCCAUUGUCGCAAACGGCAGCCGAACCCCGUCAUCGCUCAUCGGAAGAUAUCCUCUUACCGUAUACCAAAGACUCUCAAAGAUUGAAUGGAAUCGGGAGGCAUCGACUGCAGCCCCAGACGCGAAGAAACGCAUUGAUAUUUUCGGUCCUUUCCGAAUUCUCAUCAGCAAGCACGCGACUCCCAUCAUCGUCUUCCUGUCGAUAUACUAUGCCGUCUGGCAAAUGAGCAUCACUGCCAUGUCGACUCUCUUUGAGCAAAAGUACAACUUGAAGGAGACGCAAAUUGGUCUGACGUUUAUUGCCAACGGAGUGGGCUCCAUGGUAGGAACUCUCAUCACGGGAAAAAUCCUCGACAAGGACUACAAAAAAGUCAAGGCCGCCUAUGACGCUCAAGUAGCUCAGACGGAUCUCGAAAAUGGUACCGAGCUUACUCGCUCUGCUACUCAAUCAGAAGAAGAUUUCCCCAUUGAAAAGGCUCGCCUUCGUCUGAUCCCCGUCUUCUCCAUCAUUCAAUGCCUGUCGAUUCUUUUGUUCGGCUGGACAAUCAAUUACCCUCAUCGAGUCCCCAUCGCUAUUCCCAUUAUAUCUACAUUCAUCACUGGCUGGACUGCCGUCUCGACGCAAUCCACCAUCAUGACAUACCUCGUCGACAUCUUUUCGGAUCGCAGCGCUGCGGCCAGCGCCAGCUUGAACCUCGCGAGAUGUCUCUUUGCUGCCGGCGGCACCAGUCUGGUGAUGCCGAUGUUCGUCGCGCUUCUUGGACCGGCUAUUCAGUGGAAGUUUGCCGCUGGUUGGCGGAAGCAGGCCCGGAUGCAGAAAAAGUAA